Messenger RNA from Caenorhabditis auriculariae, 18144 nucleotides. The record is from the annotation of a GenBank genome assembly. NCBI's taxonomy places the organism in Eukaryota, Metazoa, Nematoda, Chromadorea, Rhabditida, Rhabditidae.
AUGCCUCAUCUCCUUCUCUGCGCCCUCCUACCAAUCCUCUAUCUAUCAUCUACCGUAACACCGUUUCUCUUAUACGGUAGGUACUGUCGUGAGGACCGUCGUGCCGUGUUUUGUUGUUUUCCAUUAUACCAAAGUUAUAGUCUGUUCAAAAAGACUUGCUGAACCUUCAGAGGCACCAAAUUCAUCAACUUUUGCCAAAUCAAAAAGUGUUUUUUUUUUACAUUGAAGAACCCAAAGUUAGAAGUUCUCAUAAAGACGAUUUACUGGCCUCUUUUUCUGCUAUUCUGAGAAAAGAAAUCGUUUUUGAACAGACCACACAAUCCGUCUUGGAAUGCUCUCUAUUUCAGUUUUCAUCCGAAAAAAAUCGAACUUUUUUUUUGUUUACAUUGAAGAACCCAAAGUUAGAAGUUCUCAUAAAGACGAUUUACUGGCCUCUUUUUCUGAAUAGCUAUUGGAAAUAAGGACGAACGGGAAAAUAGUUGUUGUUUCUGAUUCAUUUCAUGAGAAUUUCCUCUGAAUUUCGCGGUUUCCACAAAGAUCCAGACUUAUUUUUUACAUACUGUAGCUAGGAGAACGCUUAUCAGCGUUUUUCCUUUUCAAAGAUUUUUUGACUAAAAUUUUUUUCCAGAGCAACGGCGAUCAUUUAAUAAAAGUAUCUAUUUUAUAAUUAACCAAAUCGCUAACAAUUGGUUUGAACCUAAAGGAUUGAAAACGCCCAACUUAAUGGCUUGAUUAACCGGCAAGAAUUGAAAGGCUCAUUUCCUUUUUCCACUUGGCAGCUCACUAAGACUUUAACAGUAUUCGCUCUUCUCAUAUCCUUUUAUGGUCAUCAAAAAACGGAAGUUCAUUCCACUCCCAGCUCGUUUUUUCUGUGAACCAAUUUUAAAGAAUAACUUAAAUAAACGUUUCUGAAGGUUUUCUCUGUAGAAGAGGUUUUUCUUGAUUUUUCUCGAAUUCGAUUAUCCUGUCACUCGUCAUCUUAUCGUCAUUAUGAUCCUUUAAUCUGUGGUGAGAACGAUCGGUAAGUAGUCUAAACCAACCUCUUGAGAAUUUUCUGUGGAUUGGAGUGGGAGACACGCGAUUUCUGACGUUUUUCCCUGAAAAUUUGGCUGUUUUCAAGGCUUUUUUGUAGUUCUUCGCUCCGAUUUCUUCUAGGACAGCUUAAAAACCACUGCCUGCGCAUUGCGAGACGAGGAGAGCGCAGAGAAAACAACUCCCACGCCUUCAAGGCAUGACAUCAGAUGACGUCAGGCCGACUUCCGGAAAAAGCUCGGCGCUAUUUGAGGAAGGGCCACAAGAUGACGUAGAUCCGAACCUUCCGUCUUAUUAUUAAUGACGCCAACUUUUUCUCCCUUUUUCAACUAUUUUGAGUGUUAAAACGAAAAAAAAAAUGUUGUUUGAACUCCUACAAGUAUUUCAAUUUUUAUUUUCAAAGAACAUUGAGUUUUCUCAGGCACUUCCUAUUCACAUCAUCAACCGCUUCUACUGUUCAUUUCACUCCAUAUCGCAAGUAUUAGCGCAGAUUUAUUUUCCAUAAAAAUUGGCACUCACUCAAAAUUUAUCAAAUUUCGCCCUGAAUUCGCGUUGAAAUUUGACUCUUAGCUAAAAGUCAACUUUUUUUAAGAGCUGUUUAUAAUAAAAAUUAUCUGGCAAAGUGGUAUUGCCAAUGUAAAUAAAGAUUUUCUGAAUACCACUAAAAAAAUCACUAUAUAUAUAUAUAGUGAAUUGAUAUCAUCAGAAAAUUUAUGGAAAUUUAAUAGCGAUGCAUAUACUAAUGUUUUUUCAUUAUAAAAAAAAUUUGAAAACCGAUCGCAUGGAAAUGAAAAACUUUUAGGAAGAGAAACUGCACUAUGUUCAUAAUUAUUUUUAAAAUGACUCAUCAAGGCCAACUACAAUGUUCCUCUUUGCCCAGAGGCACUAAUGAUCCCGACGUCGGAUUCGCAAGGUUUCCUCUAAAUGAAUGUUCCCCGAGGCGUUUUCUUCCGCUCAGAAAAAGCAAACACAAAAGGCUCGUGUUUCUUUCAAGGAUAUUCUGCAGGGCUUCAAAAAUGAGCCGAAAAAAGCGUCGAAGCGGGAAGAAGAAAAAGGAAAUGGCCGGUUUCCAGAGAUUUAUUACGUGCAAAAAUUGUGCUCGGCAUAAUCCAACUGCCUUUUCGUUCCCAUCCGACUAAAAAGGACAAAAAUGUCAACGCAGAAUCAGAUUUUCAAAAAAAAAAAAAGAAGAUUCGGGUUGAAGAAAAUUUCUGCCAUCUUUAAAUAGAGGAAACCUCGUAAUAAUGGCAUGAUCCAAGAGUGCCAAUAAUUCCAUUCAAAUUUUAUCUUCUCAAAGUGUAAACUAGUAAAACGAGCCGAGAGAAAAGCCAAUUUCGAGAGCGAAACAAAUGUCGCGGCCGGCAAAUGUCCUAAUCGGCAACUUUACGCUCGCUUCGAUAUAAUUUACAGCGACAUUUUUCAUUUGUGUGUAAAUAUUUGGUGCUUGGGGAAGCUUGGAGGAACAUUAGCGGAAUUGUUAAAACAAUUAAGUCUUUAAAAAUUGAAGAAAAAAGGAAAAUUAGGUAAUUUUUUAAUAAUAAUAAUAUAUUAUACUAUUAUUAUCGUUGUUAUUAUAUUCGACUAGAAAAAAAGUUGAACAUUUUUUUCUGGAGGCCGCUCUAAGGCCGGGCCGGGCUUUACUUAAAGAAUGGCCGACUGAGAGGCUGACGGGCCGGCCCUCGCACAAGCCUGGGGUCAGGCUAGCCCGGGCUUUGGGCCUCUUUUUUUCGAGGAAAAGCCUGCGUGGGCUUGGGCCAGGCUAGGCUUCGAAAAGAAAAAUCUAGUGAACUUUUCUCUUCUUCAUUUUCAUUUUAUUACGUGUUAAAUUUUUUAAGGCUAUCGGAGAUGACUAAAGUGAGAUCUUCAGUCUUCUCCGUAUGGAAGUUAUUUUGACGAAGCUCUCGAUCGAGCAUCCUAUUAAAAUAUAGAAUUAUUUUCAGCGAGUUCUGUUAUUAUUGGUUGAGUGACCGCAAUAAUCAAUUGGAGUCCGGUAAUUGUUUUUUGAAUAUACGAAUGGAUGGCUAUCCGAGACGGAGCGCGGCUUUUGUUGUCGUGUUGUCCACCAGAAUCGUAUAACCUGAAGCAAAAAGCCAAAGGAAUGAGGUUUUUUGCAGGAUGUGGCCUCAGCGACGAUUUGUGCGACUCCAACGAAUACUGCUUUCCUGGUCUGUUGCCCUUUUUGGGAAGAAAAAGGGAUUGAUCCCCUUAGCUAUAGAUACUUUUUUGAAAUACCAGAAAAGCUCCAAUAAAUAGAGAGCUGUAUUUGAUGUCGUCUGAAAUUAAAAAAUUUGAAAUCAUUUUCUUUACGUUGAGAAAAUGGGUUUUCUCAAAAAUUUUUAAUAUAAUAAAAGUUUGAAAAAGUUAGAAAAAAAAUUAAAUAUUUAGCCACGCGUAAUCCAUUUUUGAUUUCGAAUUAUUUUUCUUUUAGAAGAACCAUUUUUUUUUUUGAAUUGGGAAUUUCUCAGAUGGGGUGUUCGGCCAGUGUUACUCUGAAGACAGCGGCGCUCCUGUGCCGACUGCCCUCGAAAACCUUGAUGACACUGAGCUCCAGCUGCUCCAGCUCGAACUUGUCAGGUGAGUAGGGAUCUUUUGGAGUUUUUUUUCAAUUUUCAAUCUAUUCUGAGGGUUUAACAUAUUUUUUUGUUUAAAAAAAUAUUAUUCAAAUCAAUUUUUAUGAACGAGUUGUAAGAGAUAAUAAUUGAAUACUUUACCUUCGUGGUAAAGCUUCAUUUCUAUAUCGGCAAACUUUUCUGGAGGAAUGUUCACAUUUUUCAACCAAAGUAAAACUUGAACUUUGGUCUAGCCAAGAAAAAUAGGAAAAAAAAAAUUACACCAAUUUCAGGCUAGCUUCAAAAAACAAAGAAUGGGCGCACGAAGAGACGCAGUGUGUCCUGGCCUAUUUCAAGCUGUCGAUGGCCUACUCUCUGCAGUACGAUCCAGACUUUUGUCAAGUCCGCAACCCUUCCAACAUCUGGGCUCUCAUUCAGGUCUGCGGCCCUUUGUCCUUCUUUAAAAACCUUUUGAAGCUGAUUGACGUUGGCUUGGCCGAAGAUCCCAGCCUCCUUGAAAAUCCUUCUUCGGAUCAUUCGAUGGAAGAGCUGACAGAUGAGCUCCUGGAGACGUCGAAGCGGAGCCAACUCGACGAAGUCGACGACGUGAGUGACGAGGAGAUGUUGCGAAUCAUCCGACAGCUGAAACAGCCCCUCGUGCCCAGUGAGCAAGAGAUCGAAGGUUGACUUACCCUUUUGAACGAAUUCUGAUUUCAAACAAUGUCAGAUGUGCUGCGAGAUGAGCAGAACGACGAGCUUGUCCAGCAGUACCUUGAGGGGAUCGUUCACAACGAGAACCCAGGUUGUUAUACCUUUGAAAUUGAGAAACCUAGAAGUGACUAGCGCUGAGCUUAGUGUCGGCUUGUAGAUUGGCAAUACAGGAACAUCGUUGUUGAAGAUUUCUCGGCACUCAGCGACGAUCAACUGACCGAGCUCAUUGAAAGACUCGUCGAACUCAAGAACAAUAUGUCCGCUGAGAAUCGAGGUUUUCUUUUUCAGAGAAAGUGGCUGCGAAACUGGAGAGUUUCAGGCGAACAAGAGAUGGUGGUCCCUCUUGAUGCCCUCGGCGAACAACAGAGCAUGCUCAAGAAGGACAUUGAGCGCGUCGGCGAAGUUAACACAGGUAGGUCUUCUGGUACGCGCAGGUCCUAUCAAUGGUUCAGGCCUCGACAACACCGAACACAAGAUCGUCAAAGGCCGCAAUGACGGCGUCACGCGUGUCGCCGCCAAUCGUGUGUACCUUAAGGUUCAAUUCCACUUUUUUCGUUUUCUAUUGUAAGUUUUUCAAUUUUCAGGUCAACAUAAAAGAGGAAAAUCAGUUGUACCCGCUCAUCGAGUUCCUCCAGAACACGAUCGCUCUCCCCAACAACCUCAUCUUCGACGAUUUUCAGUUACUAUCCAGAGAGAGGCUAUGGCUGACGUUGAUUUUUCAAGAUUUGAAAACGGCCAGCUCUCGAUGCGGAUAUCAAGACUGAAAGACGCGAAGCCGCAAAGCAAAAAGCGAAUCGAAAGCGUCGAAGGCGUCGCCCAAGCCGUCUGUGAGUUGAAUUAUCCCUCUUCGGGUAGAAUCGAGAGUCUGAAGAUAAACGUCGAAAAGACAUCGCUCGACUGUCUGGAGCAGAAGUCGCGGAAACGGGAAUCGGCAUCGGCGACGAGUCGCUGCCCAUCGAGUCCACCGACCGCGACUGGAUGCUCGCUCCCGCCUUGUUCGUCUGUGUCUUCACCAUAACGGCGCUCGUCAUCGUCGCUGCGGUGAGAUGACGUCAUUUGAGCGCUCUUCAGAGGAUUCUCUACAGGCUCACCUCGUCAAGUCGCGGCGCCACAGCAAGAACAACAUCCAGCAGAUGGCCGACCAACUCGACGGAAAGAGCAGCUUCGCCUACCAAGUCAGUUGUCCCGGAAGAUAAUCGAGCGAAAAGAAAAAAGAAAUUGAGCACAGACGUUCUGUUUCGACUCCCGCUAGUAGAAUAACAAUAAGGUAGAUCUUGUUUACAAGAAUAUCGGAAUAAUUGGAAUAAAAAAGACCAUUUAGAACUCAGCAAAGUUCCAUCAGAUUCUCAAACUGUGUCUUUUUUAUCCUAUUAGAAUAAUUAUCCUACUUCACUGUGCUGUCUCUUGGAUAAUUGGAUAAUUUUGUUUAAGACCAAAAAAAAUUAUUGGUUUUUUCCACACCGCACUUAAGAAGAACUGUCAUCAACAUCCGCAGAAAGGAAAACUUUCGAAUUGAUGCUUGGAAAACUUUUAUUUCAAAUAUCUGUUAAAAUUGAAAUGCUUUCUAGUUCAUAAUCUGCCUUAGGAUUCCGAACUUUUUGAGAUUCAAAGUAUCAGGCGAAUUUUUGAUUUUUUUUUCGUGAAACUUUUUUUCGGGCUUGGCGGUUUAGUUGAUUUUUUUAAAUCAUUUUUCAGAAUUUUCCCCAUCAAUCUAUAGAACAUUUUCAGAAAAUAAAAAUAAAAAUAAUACAUUGACGCGAGGGGAAGGGUGAAAAAGAAAAAUAUAGGAUAAUGGGAUGAAAAAAUAAAGAAACAAAUAAAAAGGAAAACAGAGGGAACAAUGAUCAACUUUGGAAUGAGUGUGAGGAAGAAGAUAAGGAAAAGCAAUAAUCCGUGUUCAUAGGUAGAGCGGAAUAUAAUUAUGUUGGAUUGAGUCCAAUUUCAAUUAUUUGUAGUGGUAAAUGAGUUUUCUUCAAAUAUCGGACAUGGCUUUUUAUUAAUGUUUAGGCUCCUUGAAAAUCAUCUCGUAGUUGAUAAGCUUGAUUAGAAAUUACAACAAAUACAUUUUUUGAGAAUAGUUUCGAAUGGGUGUUCUCAGGACCUGUGUCGUCAGAGGGCUUCGAUGGACAUUUCCAACGGCGGCCGCGCAAGCAAGAGCAGUUCCACCUCGAGUUGGUGCGACGAAACGGCAGCUCCUCCGGCCAUCGACAUCUCCACAGGCCAUGUGGUCCUUGUGAGUCAGACCUGCUCCAUCCUUCGAAAACCUCCUCCUGCAGAACUUCCUGCAAGAGUGUCUGAGCGAGCCGACCAAGAUGGAAGCUCAGUGGAACGCCAUCAAGGACUACAAGAACGUUCAGAGAGCGACGACGAGAGCAGUUCAGUUCGCUCAACACAACCGCUCCAUUUUGCCAUGUUCGUUAGAAACUUUAAUCAAAUUGAAAAGAAUCGCCAAACUCUGCCAAAAAAAAACGUGACUUGGCAAUAAACCCAAUAACAUAUAAAUAUGUUACUGCGUACGUAUGUUUAGAACGAAGUUUAAUUAACCUUGAGUUUUGGCGUUCUCAUACUCUUGUAUUAUUAAAGUUUAAUUUAAAAAAAUAAAGAAAAACUAAUAUAGGUGUAAUGGACAUGGAAAUUAAAAUUCCGCAUAUUUCUUUCAUUUUUUCUGCUUUUACCGUUGUGCUAAACAAUUUUUAAGUUAUAGGAUCCUAAUUUUUCCAACAGAAAAUCCAUUUUUACGCUGAAAAGUUGAAAAUGGUCAAAACCGAAAAAAAAAAACCUUUUUUCUGUAUAUUUGGCACAUUUAUUCCCUUUCGGUAAGAAAAAAAAAUGGAAACCAGCUAUACAACACGUAAGAAGCUUCCAAAUGCUCAAAGAAAUGGAGAGCUUUCUGGGAAGAGUAGUGAGACGGUUGCAGUCGACGACAACAUCGUGGAAGUCGACGGAGCGAGCCAAGGAGAAGACGGAUACCUCAACGCGAGCUUCAUCUACGACGACGACCCGAAGCAGCCGAUGUACAUCGUCGGGCAGACGCCGACAUCGUCGCAGAUCCGCGCGUUCUGGCAGGCCGUCUGGCAGCACGGCGUGUGUCUUAUCGUCAACGUGUCGACUCUGGAGGAGUGUCGCCAGGAGAAGAACUACUGGCCGGACACCGGCAGUGAGGUCUACGGCCCAUUCGAGGUUCGCUUCCGUCUCGGUUUCACACUUUUUCGGACUCGAAUAGGGCUUUCUUCACUUAGAAAACAAGUUAAUUUCUUUAUUUUGCUCUUAGCUCCGAAUUUCCUGAAAUUACCUCCAUUUGAACUUUUCUUAUUUCUCAGCGGCCAUCUAUGUUUUAUCUUCUCUAACAUGGAAGGUCAUUUUUGCGUAGGGUUUGGAAUUUUCUAUAAAUUUGCUCAAACAAUCUUUGGUGGACUGGGAAUCGAUUCCCCAUAGUCGCUAUCUGCGCAAACUUUUCGUUUUGGAGAUAUGAUUUUUCAAAGUUCUUGUCCUUAAAAACGUGACAAUGUUCGGAAGGAAUGUGUCCGCAGCACAAGUCAUUCCAUGGCAGCUAGGAGCGUGGUGCAGUGGCUAGCGCGGUAGCCGGCGAAGCCUAUGACGAAAGUUCGAAUCUUUUUGCGGCUAUCGUUUUUUGCCUUUUUUUUUUUGACGGAAUAUGAUGAACAUGUCGAAAUUUCAGGAUUAAAAACGUUCCAAAACCGUUCGAUGACCAUUUAAUUCCAAAAAAAAUCUUUGUAGUUUCGGCAUGCAUCGCAUCAUCAAAAUUUUUUUUCUACAAAUGUAUUUGUUCAAAAACGUUUCGGACUACGAAAUUUUGGAUAACAUCACUUCUAUUGAAAUAAACAGGAAAAUUUGAAGAAAAAUUUUUCAAUAAAACUCGUUUGCCAGGUAUUGUAUGGACUUUUCUGUAGCAAAAAGGCGAAAGUUGCCUUUUGAAAUAGUGAAAUUCUACCAAACUCUUAUUUAUUUCAACCAGGGUGUGAGAAGAUCUUCGAUGAUGAUUCAGCGCUUUUUUCAAAUGGUAUCUGCUGUUCUUCAAAAAAAAAAGUCUCUGAUGAUGUGAUGGUCGGUCAUAACUUCAAGACUUUCAAAAGAAACUUUUUGUGAAAAAAGUUAUUUUUGGAAGAAAUUGGCUAUCGAACGGUUUUGGAACGUUUUUAAUCAUUAAAUUUUGAGAUGUUCGUCAUAAUCCGUCAAAAAAAUAAUGGCAAAAAACGAUAGCAGCAAAAAGAUUCGAACUUACGUCAUAGGCUUCGCCGGCUACCGCGCUAGCCAUUGCACCACGCUGCUAGCUGCCUUACAAUGACUUGUGCUGCGGACACAUUCUUUCCGAACAUUGUCACGUGUUUAAGGACAAAAACUUUAAAAAAUCAUAUCUCCAAAACGAAAAGUUUGCGCAGAUAGCGGCUAUGGGGAAUCGAUUCCCAGUCCAUCAAAGAUUGUUUGAGCAAAUUUUCAGAAAAUUCCAAACCCUAAGCAAAAAUGACCUUCCAUGUAAAAGAAAAUUGUUAAAUUUUAACAUUUUACCAUAAUUUAGUGGUCGAAAACAAAAGGUUAGAUAAUUUUUUUCUUUGAAGAAUGCAUUUGAAUUUAAGUUCAAAAAAAGUUUGCUUAAAAGCUGUUUUGAUCAAAUUAAACCAAAUAAAAUCCAAUCGUAUCAUAUUCACAAACUUCGGUCAAGAAAAAAUCAAACGUUUGUUUUAGACUCUGUCUUUUUGAUUCAAAAGCAUCCUAGAACGCUGGUACUGUUUAGAUUCACCUCGUGUCGGAGCACAUCUGGUCCGACGACUACCUUGUCCGCUCGUUCUACCUGAAGAACCUGCAGAACAGCCAGACCCGCACCAUCACGCAGUUCCACUACCUCUCGUGGGCCAAGAAUUCGACGCCACCGAGCGCCAAGAGCCUUCUCGAAUUCCGUCGCAAGGUCAACAAGUCCUACCGCGGUCGCUCCUCAGCCGUUCUAGUCCACUCGUGGGACGGCUCCGGCCGGACGGGUGCCUACUGCGCCGUUGACGUCAUCUGCGCACGUCUUCUCCGCGGCGUCCGUCAAAUUGACGUCGUCGCAACCGUCGAACAUCUGAGAGAUCAGAGAGACGGUAUGUCGUUUCUAUUUCGAUUCGUACUUUAAAGGUAGAAGAGGUUUGGCUGACUCGGCUAUUCAGAAACAAGAGGUUAAGGAUUUUUUAGUGGUUCAAAUUUUAAAAAUUCAAAUUUUUUUACUUGCAAUGAUUUUUAAACAAACAAAAACCUGCCUUAUAUUUAGUUUACAGAAGUUGAAAUAAAGAUAUUUUUCUGCUUAACCUAGCCGAUAGUCUUUCAACUAAAUUUGCGGAUAGGAGUUCUCUCAAUUUCUUCAUUGGUUUCUCUUUUUUUUUUAAUUGAAAAGUCUGUAUGCCAAAUUACUGACAAAUUACAAAUUAAAAAAAUAAACCUUUCUGUUUUUUUAUUCCUUGCAAAAAAAUUUGAUAACGAAAAAAAUGCAUUAUUGUUUUAUCAGAUGAGAAUUUCCAAGGAAAAAUAUUUCAAUUCGUAACUAUAUAUCAUUUACAUUAUAUGUUUGAGUAUUCAAUUAGUCGCCAACUGAGCUUCUUCUCAAAAACAGUCGGAAAGGGGAAAAAGGCAAUAAGGUCGUCCGAUGUUAUCGCUUGUCUCAUUAAUUUGCCGUCUAUGAAUCCGCGCCGUUCAUAUAUGAUGAUAAAUUGCCUAGGAAACCGCCUAAUGGCUGUUCAGCGACCAGCCACUGUUGCUACGUCUUAUUAGGGGCCGUUAACGUUCUUCUAAAGCUUUGAUAGUGACGAAUCACAUUACUCUUGUCAUUCUUUCAUGGCUUUCGUAAAAAAAAAAGUUAGCGCUGCGUUUGAGGUUCAUGCAGUAUCGUAAAUUUAUUGAAAUAGAUCUUCGAGUCUCUAAACUAAUAUCAAAUUGAGCAUUAAAGGCAUGUUAAAAUUCUUUGAACAUACCCGCUUAAUUCGGAAAUUCUUCAAUGAUUUGAAGGUAAAAACUGAACAAAGAAGGAAACUAGUCUUUUUUUUGAGAAUCGAGAUAACUAUAUAAAACUGUACUCGAUAUUUGAAUUACAGGAAUGGUCGGCACCGGCGAUCAGUUCAAGCUAGUGUACGGCUGCGUCGCCCAAGAGGUCAAUCAUGUGCUGAAAUCUUUGUCCCAGUGAACAAACUCCGCCCUUUUCUCCUUCCGAUCUCGUCGCUUCUCCUUUUUCUCCACGGCCAUAUCACCACACGAAAUCCCCCCAUGGCGUAUUCCCCACACGAAAAAAACCUAAUUAAUGAAUCUUGUCGCUGUUUACGAUUUAAAUCAGUAAAGAAAACUAUUGAAGGUAGUUUUGUAUGUGAUAACGUUCCAAACUGGGCGAACAAAACGCUUUCUAAAUCACAAAGAUAAUUUUUUUCAGGAACAACACAGAAAAGAAAAAAACAAAAAAAGAGACGAUUAGAACCGGAAAAAUUUCAAAAAGUUUUACAAAAAAAGUUUGAGAACUUUUUGAAAACAUUUUCUACCUACAAAGGAAAGUUGAAUACUCAUAGCGACAGAAUCAGCUUAUCGUCAUCCUUUUAAUCGUCAUUCAAUCUUGAAAAAAAUAAAAAGAAUAUAUAAAUAUGAAUAAAUAAAAAAAAUUUCGGCCAUCUGGAAUGAUUAACGGUAUAGUCUGUUCAGAUUUUGAAUGUCAAGUCCUCGCUCAAGCUCCUCCCCCUCACAACGCGAUAAACCAAUCAGAGAGCGAGCCAUCCACAGAGCUUUUUCGAAUGACGUCAUUCUAUUUGACAUUCAAAAACUGAAGGGACUAAAUUUACGAAUAUUGGGGGAAAUUUCUAAAAAUUGGCAAGGAUGUGUGACAGCACCAUCUAGGUAAAUAGCAAUUAAAACAUAUUAACUUAUCAGUGGUGGUAAAAUUAUAUAAUCUUUUAUACCAGCAGGCUCGUGCGAGGACCGGCCCGUUAGCCGAUCCUCCGGCCUGGCCGAGGCCUUUUCUCAAAAAAAUAAGGCCCAAAGUCCGGGCCGCCCGGCCUGACGCAUAUUUCUGUAAAACAGAAAGAAAGUUCCGAACACUCGUUAUACGAUUUUAUUUUAUUUUAUUUUAUUUGUUCUUUUGUACUGAACUUUCCUUCCUUUUUCAUACUCGCAUAAAUAUUCAGUCAUUGAUAUUUGUUUGUGUGAUAAAGCGAUUAGGUUACUUCGAAUUUCUGACCAAAUUUUAGAGCAUUCCAAUAUCAUUUCUUCUGAAAUUCGAUAAAAUAAAAUGAUUCAAUUGUUGUUUCUAAAAUAGUUGUAAGCUACUGUCAAACUUUCGAAUCGAGCAUGAGCUCAUACAAAAUUCGAGAAAAAGGUUCUUCGAAUCUGAAGCGUUUCAGAUGGUUGUUGUGUGUGACCGAGAGUCCGUGGCCUUUCUCGAGAAGAAGACGUGCACUACUGCAUAUGCGCCUCUGCAUGGCAUUACACCUGGGACGGCUUCCAACUUGUUUGGUUGGCCGCGCGGGUACGCCUUCAAUCGCCUCGGGACUCUUUGUCGCUCGUAUGUUGCCAUUUUGAAUAAAUGUCAGUUUUGAUUCUCGACAAUCGCUCAUAGUCCUCUUUCUCUAGAUUCAACAAGAUUAUCGUUUGCAGAUUUGAUCUUCUUGUUUUAGAACAGAAAAGCCGUUAGUUUCUCAAAUUUUCGUCGAGAUUAGGCUUCAUGUAUGAACUAAUUCGGAUACAUGUUUUCACUAAAAAGCUCCAUUGAAAGCUCAUUUUUUUAUUAGUUCUGAGCUUUUUUUUAAAUAGGAAAAGUAAGAAACUUCGUAGGGAGAUCUUUUCAAGCUCUUCACCUAGGAAAUACAUUGAAAGCUCCAAAACCCCUUUUUGUAGAAUCAAUUUUCUUGUUAGCAAAAAUAAAUCUGUUCAAAUAGGUCGAAACCAUUUUCUUGACCCUCCGCCUUGUCUUACGACAACAGCUUUGAAUUGAAUCGCUUCGCGAGUUUCGGCAUCGUCGAUGCAACUCGUUUGGCGUCAUAUUUGGGGCCGCCGAUGCCUUCCUUCUCCUUUCUCAUAACAACUCGUCCGCCAUCAUUCACACAGUCACAGUUGAGGGCAUCAUGAGGCACGGCUUCUGCCUCCGCCUUCUGCUCGUCUCCUGCUUCUGGCACGGCUGCCACGGCGUCAAGAUCAUCGACAACGGACUCGCGCCCCCGGAAAUCGUCCACACUCCGCUCUCCACUAAACGUGAGCUCUUUUACUUCGUUCUUUCCAUUCCCUUUCGAAAAAGUAAAACCUUUUUUUGAUCUGCCCGCUUAUUUGAAUUUCAAAGCUCACGAUCCAGGUUAAAGGGGAUACUAAGGAAUUUUUUGAAAGUAAUAAAGUGAGAUCCGUUCUCGAUUGACUUGCUUCACUUGGAAAACAACAAACUGAAUUUUCAAGCUUGAGCGAAAUUUUCUUUCAAAAACGCAUUUUUCUAUAUUUUUGAUUCCUAAUGGUAAAUAUCAUACAAUUUUUCCGCAACAUCAGCCUUUUUUCAAAUUAAAAUAGUUUCCAAAAUUUCUUUCAUAUUUUCAAAAUUAUCGAAUUUUCGUUUUCUCAUGCAGUAGAUAAUGCUCCUUGGGACACAAACGAGUAAGAAGAGCUUCUCUUUCCGUGGAGUGAUUGGCUAAUCGUUUGGAUGUCCUACUCACAAACUCUCUUGAUUUGCGAUGAAUUUUCUUCAAAGGACGGGUCCAUUGAACUAAUUAUUCAGAAAAGAAAAACAAAUUCGUGAUUUCCAAUACUUUCCAAAUAUUGCCUUUAUAGAACUUCAGUCAUGAGUCGUUUUAAUUUUCUUUAUGAUCGAUACUUAAUAUUCUGUUGACCUCGAAUUGAAACAGUCUGUCUUUCUUGCGUUCUCCUUUGUCUCGCCUCGAGAACGUAAAUCUUAGACUUAGAGUGUUGAUGAAAUAAAUUUUAAAAAAACGGCAAAAACGAAAUCAGACUGUUUGAAAUGAAAAAGUGAGGUGUGUAGAUGCUUUUUUUCCCCUUUUUCGAGGCAGUAAAUCAAACAAAAGUUAUUUCUUUUCACUUUCGCCGGUUUGGUUUGCUUUCGGAUCGAUGGACGCUUUUGUAUGGCACCAUUUAUGGUAGUCUAAUGAUUGCGCGACGAAAUGCAAGAAGCCUCUGACGUCAUCUGUCCGAGGGUGAAACCGACCGGUUCAUUUGACUCGCAAUUCGAAAGCGACCUCCUCCCGAGGUCUCGACCUCUCCAAGUUAUCGUUGAAACGAGAGCCGGUUUGUCUGAAAGUUUUGAAAGAAGCAUCUUUCACAAAGGCUCCGACACGAGAAGAUAUCAAUCGAAGACCAUUUCUGCAUUCUUUUGUUUUCAACGUCAAUACUCCAUUUGUUUUUCUAGUCCUUGAUGUAAUCGGUUGCGCUAUGAAGAAGUUUUUUCGCCAGCUAGAAGUUCAAAUUUGUAGUCCAAAAGUAUAAGACAUGCUCUGCUUUUUUUUCAUGGAGCUCAGAUAGCGCCUGGAAAUGUAGGUAAAAUCUCUGGACCUUGGGAACCGUGAAGUCUUGAUUGAAGUCGGAUUUGGAGCUAUUCAGUUUUUCGAUGAAGUCAACAACUUUAUAUAAAAUUGUCUCGUUUAAUAUCGGAUUUCCAGCGCGAUGCAAGGUUUUCGCUCCUCCGCUGGACCUCGUCUUUCUUCUGGACAGUUCGGGUUCGCUUAGAGACAAGUUUCAGGCAAUCGACAAUUCGUUGUACUUUGCAUCAAUAGAACUUCUAGGACGAGAUUGACGUCAUUCGUCGCAUUAUUAACCACGUCACUAUUGGCAACUCGGCGACUAGGGUCAUGCUUAUUCAGUUCAGGUGAAUCUCAUUUUUCUUUUGUUUUUGUUGUUUUUGAAUUUCGAGUGUGUCUAAAGAAUUUUAGGCACAGGAGGAGUUCAAAAAUAUUUUUAUUCAAUUGAUGAAAUUGAGAUGAAUGGAAAACAAAAAUAUCGAUGGCUAAAUUUUAUAAAACUUAAAAAAUGUAGCUUUGAAGGUUUAUUAAUCAUAUAUAUAUAUGUCAAGAUCGGAAAAAUCGGUUUUGCGUUCCCUUUGCACAAGUUUUAUGGACGAAUGUAGAAAUUUAAACUUUUUUUACUUCCUCUUUGUCUUUAUUAUUCUUCACUUCCUUUGUUGAGCAGUGACUUUUUGGUCAAGAAAGUAUCAAGGAGAAAACUCGAAACGGAGAAUAUUUUGUUUCUGCAGUGGGACUCAGCACCUAGAGUUCAACUUCGACAAGUUUGCCGAUCGAGACGAACUUCUGGCGGCUCUGGACGUCCUCCGACAUGUUUCCGGCAUCACUCGCAUCGGCGCCGUCUUCGAGUUUGCCCUCGAAAUGUACAGAACCCCGAACAAUGUUGGUUCUUCGGCCUUACUUUGCUACCGUCUUUCCUCAGGGCUGGCGUGACGCCUCAGUUCCCAAGAUCAUCUACUUGCUCUCCGACGGAAGGACUCAUGACUACCCCAAGGACUGGCAAAUGGCCGAAACCCUCCGAAGGUCUUUAUUUCAACUUUGGAAAAUAGAAAAAAGUCGAUCAGUUCUAUCAAAAGAUCAAGACAUUUUGAAAUUCGAGAAGCGAAUAAUUUCAAUAACUUUUUUCUGGAUCCAGUACCAUCCCGAACGUCGACAUCUGGGCUUAUGGGACAGGCGACUACGUUGCGAUGACAGCAAUCGCCAACUACACGCAGAGCGAAGCCAAGAUAACGACCAACCAAAACCUGCACCAACUGGAAACUCAGUUCGACAAGUUCCACGGGACCGAGAUUUGCGAGGCGCAACCUGGUGAGUUCCCGGCAGGCCAAUACCGAUGAGAUCCGUGAUUCAGUUUGCAUCAAAGGAUCAGACAAGCCGCUCGACCUUUUGCUCGUCGUCGAUGCUUCCGAGUCCCUUGACCACCUUUUUGCUGAUCAGGCAUCUGUGCAGUUUGUCCCGUGUCGAACUCGCUUUUUCAGAUCAAGUUCCUGAUGGACCGUGUCAUCGACAACAUCAACAUCCAUCCGGAGGCAGUACGACUUGCCCUCAUCUCCUACUCAGGAACUGCUUUCGUUCAUUUCAAGUUCAAUUCAUUCAAGUACAACAACAAUUCUGUCAUCAAGGAACACUUGAAAACACUGAGGUCGAUCAAAGGUUGGAAAGAGGAGCAAAAGUUGAAGUGGUUGGAAAAAUUCAGGAACAACGUCGACACAGCUCGCGCUAGAAGACGCCCUAGAUAUGCUAACCUCCGACGAUCCCUCCAUCGGUCAGCUAAUUCCUCAUUCCUGAAAGCAAGUAGAGCAAAAAAGAGUCUCAGGUACUCGUCGAGGGGUUCCAAAAAUGGCUUUGGUGAUGACAGAUGGACAUUCUCAACGGUCACCGAAAGAGAUGGCCGACAAACUCAGAGCUGCCGGUUACAGAGUGCUCCGGGACAUUUUUAGCAGAGAUCUUCAGGCAUCAUUACUCUGGCAGUGAGCGUGACUCCUCGUCCGUUGGUCGAUGAAGCGGAACUGCUUCUCAUUGGCGGAGACCAGAACCGCGCCUUCUCUCCGCAUAACUUACAAGUUGAUGGGCUCAUUUUGGAACUCUGACGAGAUUUAUUUUUUGAGGACUUCGAGGCGGAGUUCAUGAAGCAUGUCGGGUUUGGAUGUGACGGUGUCGAGUUGGCUCCAGAUGCAAGUAGGUUUCGGUACUCAGGCUGACUAAUUCUGAUUGGAAGUGGCAGAACCGAGAGUCCGCGGUGCCACUGACAUCACCUGUGAGGAGAACGCGCUCACCUUGGUGGUACGGACUCAGCGAGCUCUUCAAGGCGUCAUGUACGCCAACAACUUCCACGACGAUGAGAAAUGCAUCUUGGUUGGUGUUCCUGAUAUUUAGUCGUCUUCAGAAGAAAGUUUGAGAGGAAAAACGACGAAUCUCGCGAAGUGAGGUUGACGAUUGUCGAAGGCACAUGUGGACUGACCAAAACUCCUACGCCGGUUGGGAACGGGAAAGGAAUCUUGAAAUUUUGUGCAUUCAGGACGGUCAUGGCUACCACUUCAACCUGACGGUAAUCCUGCAGUUCCAUCCUUUGAUUAUCACCAGAGCCGAUCAGGUUGGUGUUUGAUGCGGGAAAAAGAAGACGUCAAAGGCCAGGGUCUCGACGUCGGCUGCUUCUUGCCCCAUCCCGUGCCGCCACAGGAACUCCAGCGCAGUGUUUCCAAGAACGCCGCCGACUCGAUUUGCGUCUACCGUCUGCAUAGGUUCGUUUCAGAAGGUGGAUCGGAAUUUUUCUUUCCUUCAGGUACGGUCCGACUCAAUGCGUGGCCCUCGACGCCAAGGUUGGAGAAACCAUCUACCACAAAUGGGAGUGCGACACUCGUUUGAUCCUGCAAGAAAGCAAGUCAAACUGUACAGAGUUGCAGCUCCCGAGUACAACUACCUGGUUCAUGAUUGUCACGUUGAGUCGGAGCAAAACACGUUCAGAAUUGUAGAUGAGAAUGGGUGAGAGACUAUUUGAGAUUGAAAAACUCGACUUUAUUUCACUACUGUUUUUCCCAGUUUUUCCCAGAAAGCGCCGACAGUAUAAAAGCGGGAAAACUCACUAAUUUUAGAAGUAGCGCUAUAGACAAGUUUUUAAUAUCUUCUCCAGACGUUUUGAGAUUCGAAGUAGUAAGUUUUCAUGGUUACAAGUCUGGUUUAAAACCAUGUGGUAGAUAACCUCGAAAUGAAUUAUUUGAAAAAAAAUUUCUUUUCUAGUCGCCACAGGAUACCGAGAGAAAGCCUGUCCAAAAAUCAUCCUUUCUUUUUAUAGGUAGGGGCGGACUUCCCCUGCUUCUCUGGCCUACAGCCAAAGCCAUUAAUUCACAAAAAAACUGCCUUGAAGGAUCUUAUUAACACGAGAAAAACCUUACUAGGUGAUACAAAGAAAACAUUUUUGAGAUUUUUCUACCCUUUGGCGUUGAGAAGGUAAUUUUAAUUGGUUUUGAGUAGGCUCCUUCAGAUAUACCUACCAUAAUGUGAAGAGAACUGAAGAAAACUUCGUAGAAGACUGAAACUCGACCUCGAAAAGAUGAAAAACAUCUAUCUCCCUUUCUUGGAAUUUUCUCUCUAAUUCAGAAUUCAAAUUUUCCCAUAUAUGCUUUCGAUCUCGAUUCCUAAUUACUUUCAAUUCAAAGUUGCGAAGUGGACCAACAUUUCCUGGAGACGCCCAACUACUCGAGAUUCUCCGAACACCCCGAAGAGGCGUACGUCUUCCAGGUUGGCGAUCAGCUUGACUUUCUUGACGGAGAUUCAGGAGAUGUCGGUGUUCAAGUUCCCCGGGGACAGCGACCUCGUUUUCCACUGCAAAGUCUCUUUGUGCGACAUGACGGCGUCCAAGUCGACUUGCGCUGCAGCCAUUGUCAGUUGAUUUCCCUUUCCUCUGACUCUUUUGCUGCAGCCGCCGCGCUGUUCGCCGUACAAGCCGACGUUCCCAGUCCGACAGAAGCGCGGCGUCAUCGACAAGUGGCGGUGAAUCCAUUCUUCCAAUUUCCCCCUUUUUUGGAUCGAAGAGCCUAUCCCUUGAGCUUAAUGGCAAAUAUUAUUUAUUUUGAUUUGAAAAAAGAUGAAAAAACUUUUACUUUUCAAAAGUCCGUCUUCAGAAAGUUACAUUUUUUUUUUCGAAUUCUCUCAAUUGCAGAAGAUCGGACGGGCUUCUUUCUCGCUCGCGACGUCAAAUUGUAGAAACCAAAUCUGGGUUCUACAUGACAAUGCACGUCGAGACCAGGCAAGUUCCAGCCCAUUCAACCUUACAAAUUAAAAAUAAUCUAUAAAAACACCUCGACAGAACUCUGAACGUGCUCCUGAGCGAGAGCAUACGUCCCAAGGAUUCGGUCAAGUACUGCGACAUCUCAUGA